Molecule: messenger RNA, 1482 nt
Organism: Perognathus longimembris pacificus (Pacific pocket mouse)
Lineage: Eukaryota; Metazoa; Chordata; Mammalia; Rodentia; Heteromyidae
Product: PRAME family member 12-like
Exons: 3
Coding region: 1-1482 (493 amino acids)
Cellular component (GO): cytoplasm
Source: RefSeq, a predicted model, not a curated record
AUGAGCAAGAGGAUGCCACCCUCGCUCCAGCAUCUCGCCAUGCAGAGUCUGCUGAGGCAACCAGCCCUGGCGAUCCCUGGCUUGGAGGAUCUACCAGUGCUGCUGUUCCUGUCCAUCUUCAUGGAGGCCUAUACUGGAGGCCAGAGAGAGGUGCUGAAAGCCAUGGUGCAGGCCUGGCCCUCCCCCUGCCUCCCCCUGGGGGACCUGGCACAGUCCCCACACCCACGAACCUUCAAGGCUGUCCUGGAUGGGCUCAAUCUGCUACUUGCCAAGAAGGAGUGCCCCAGUCGGUGGAAACUGCAAGUGCUUGGUCUGCAGAAAGAGCAUCCGAACGUCUGGACAUGGGGGUACACGGCCAUGGCCCAAAUCUCCUAUCCAGACAUCCUGACUGAGAAGCCAACAGUGAGUCGCUGUGCAGGGAUGACAGAAGAGCAGCCAUUGAAGAUAGUCAUGGAUCUGACCAUUAAACAUGAGGUUCUGGAGAUGCUGAGGCUAGACUUUGUCCAGGAGUUGGUGGUCAGUGAAUUCUGGAGUCCACAUACCAUGCAAGUAUGUGCUCCUUAUCUGAGCUGGAUGAGAAACCUUCGACGCCUGAAGAUUUCCAACACGUUUGACCAUAUGUAUACUGUUGAAAGGCAGAGUCCAUACUGUGCCUGGAAGUUCAAGGCCCGCUAUUGGCGUCUUCCGCAUGUCAAUCAGCUUCAUAUGGAAACCAUCAUGUUCCAUCCUGAAAACCUGCUGUCCAUCCUUAGGAGCCUGGGGCCACUGAAGACCUUCUCACUGAAUAUGUGUUCCCUGGGGGAGGCGGACUUGGAGUCUCUAUCCCAGAGUCCUCACACUGGACAGCUCCAGCACCUGUUUCUCAGGUGUUCAUCCCUGGGGGUCUUCAGGCCUGAGUCCCUGAGGGACCUGCUGGGGUUCCUGGCCUGCACCCUGGAGACCCUGGGCCUGGAUGUCUGUGACUUGACUGAUGCCCAGCUCUCUGCCAUCCUGCCUGUCCUGAGCCAGUGGUCCUGGCUCCGCUUCAUCAGUUGCUUUGGCAACCCUAUCUCCUUGGCCGCCCUGCAGGAGCUCCUGAGCCUCAUGGCCAGGAUGGGCCACUUGAAAAGGGGGCUCUAUCCUGCCCCUCUGGAGAGCUACGAAGACCCAGACAAUGGCGACCCAGAGGAUAUUGACCCUGAGAGAUUCGAAGAAGUUCUGGCUAACCUUUCAUCCUGUGACCUGAGGGACCUGCUGCAGUUCCUAGCCCGCACCCUGGAGACCCGGGCAAUGGAACUCUGUGACAUGACUGAUGCCCAGCUCUUUGCCAUCCUGCCUGUCCUGAGCCAGUGCUCCAGGCUCCGCUUCAUCAGUUUCUAUGGAAACCCCAUCUCCUUGGCCGCCCUCCAGGAGCUCCUGAGCCUCUCAGCCAGGAUGGGCCAUUUGAGACAAGGGCUCUAUCCUGCUCACCCUGGAGAGCUACGAAGACCAAGACGAUGGUGA